Molecule: messenger RNA, 5395 nt
Organism: Cervus elaphus (red deer)
Lineage: Eukaryota; Metazoa; Chordata; Mammalia; Artiodactyla; Cervidae
Gene: RB1
Product: RB transcriptional corepressor 1
Exons: 26
Coding region: 625-3075 (816 amino acids)
Biological process (GO): cell morphogenesis involved in neuron differentiation; neuron projection development; regulation of transcription by RNA polymerase II
Cellular component (GO): nucleus; chromatin; Rb-E2F complex
Molecular function (GO): RNA polymerase II transcription regulatory region sequence-specific DNA binding
Source: RefSeq, a predicted model, not a curated record
GUCCGCUCAAGUCCUGACGCGGCCUCUAACCAAGGCAUGGACGCCGCGGCUGCGGAGGGAGAGAAACCAGCGCAGAGGUUCAGCCCCGUGUCCUCAGCCCUGGACGCGCCCCAUACCUGGACAGGGACUCCUGUCAGAAACCCACUUUCCUUCUAGCAGAAACCCACUUGCUUCGGUACUCCGGUUCCAGCCCCUGGAGCCCCGCCCCCACCCCUUAUAUGGUGGAGACCGCGUUUGAGCGGAGAGGCCCCAGUUCCGACCCGUAGUUGCGCCAACGUCAACCCAUCACAAUGAUGGCUGCCCGCACAGCCCAGGGGAAGACAGCCUGUGCCCGUUCACUUCAGAUCCAGCAGCUCGCAGACCAGAGCCUCUGGACACAUGCGGACUGCAUUGGGACACCCCCACAUGAGGACAUGCCUCCAAGACUGGGAUAGGUAACUGUUUCACCUAAUCAUGGUGACAGAAGGCUGAACACAAUGAGAAGACUGAGGACUAUAUUUCAAAUGAAAGGGCAAGAAGAAACCCCUGAAAAAACUCUCUGAUGAAACGGAGGAAGGUUAUGUUCAAAAGAAAAAGGAACUGUGGGGAGUCUGUAUCUUUGUUGCAGCAGUUGACUUAGAUGAGAUGCCGUUCACUUUCACUGAGCUACAGAAAAACAUUGAAACCAGUGUCUAUAAAUUCUUUGAUUUACUAAAAGAAAUCGAUACUAGUACCAAAGUUGAUAAUGCUAUGUCAAGACUGUUGAAGAAGUAUAAUGUGUUGUCUGCACUCUACAGCAAAUUAGAAAGGACGUGUGAGCUUAUAUAUUUGACACAACCCAGCAGUUCGAUAUCUACUGAAAUAAAUUCUAUGUUGGUGCUAAAAGUUUCUUGGAUCACAUUUUUAUUAGCUAAAGGACAAGUAUUACAAAUGGAAGAUGAUCUGGUGAUCUCGUUUCAGUUAAUGCUGUGUGUCCUUGACUAUUUUAUCAAACUCUCACCUGCUGCAUUGCUCAAAGAACCAUAUAAAACAGCUGUAAUACCUAUUAAUGGUUCACCUCGAACACCAAGGCGAGGUCAGAACAGGAGUGCACGGAUAGCAAAACAACUAGAAAAUGAUACAAGAAUUAUUGAAGUUCUCUGUAAAGAACAUGAAUGUAAUAUAGAUGAGGUGAAAAAUGUUUAUUUCAAAAAUUUUAUACCUUUUAUGAAUUCUCUUGGAAUUGUAGCUUCUAAUGGACUUCCAGAGGUGGAAAAUCUCUCUAAACAAUAUGAAGAAAUUUACCUUAAAAACAAAGAUCUAGAUGCAAGAUUAUUUCUGGAUCAUGAUAAAACUCUCCAGGCUGAUCCUACAGACAGUUUUGAAAUGCAAAGAACACCACGAAAAAGUAACCCCGAUGAAGAGGUGAAUAUGAUUCUUCCACAGACUCCAGUUAGGACUGUUAUGAAUACUAUCCAACAAUUAAUGAUGAUCUUAAAUUCAGCAAGUGAUCAACCAUCGGAAAAUCUGAUUUCCUAUUUUAAUAAUUGCACAGUGAAUCCAAAGGAAAGUAUCCUGAAAAGAGUGAAGGAUAUUGGGGACGUCUUUAAAGAGAAAUUUGCUAAAGCUGUGGGACAAGGAUGUAUGGAAAUUGGAUCACAGCGAUACAAACUUGGAGUCCGAUUGUAUUACCGAGUAAUGGAAUCCAUGCUUAAAUCAGAAGAAGAACGAUUAUCCAUUCAAAAUUUUAGCAAACUCCUGAAUGACAACAUCUUUCAUAUGUCUUUGCUGGCAUGCGCUCUUGAGGUUGUAAUGGCUACCUAUAGCAGAAGUAUGUCUCAGAGCCUGGAUACUGGAACAGAUCUAUCCUUCCCAUGGAUUCUGAAUGUAUUUAACUUAAAAGCUUUUGACUUUUACAAAGUGAUUGAAAGUUUCAUCAAAGCAGAAGCCAACCUGACCAGAGAAAUGAUUAAACAUUUAGAACGAUGUGAACAUCGAAUCAUGGAGUCCCUUGCAUGGCUUUCAGAUUCACCUUUAUUUGAUCUUAUUAAACAAGCAAAGGACCGAGAAGGACCAGGUGAUCACUUUGAACCUGCCUCUACUCUCAACCUUCCUCUCCAGAAUAAUCACACUGCAGCAGAUAUGUAUCUUUCCCCUGUAAGAUCCCCAAAGAAAAAAGGGUCAACUCCACGUGUAAAUUCUACUCCAAAUUCAGAGGCUCAAGCAACCCCAGCCUUCCAGACUCAGAAGCCAUUGAAAUCUACCUCCCUUUCACUGUUUUACAAAAAAGUGUAUCGACUAGCAUAUCUUCGACUGAAUACCCUGUGUGCACGCCUUCUGUCUGACCACCCAGAACUAGAGCAUAUCAUCUGGACCCUUUUCCAGCACACACUGCAAAAUGAGUAUGAACUCAUGAGAGACAGGCAUUUGGACCAGAUUAUGAUGUGUUCCAUGUAUGGCAUAUGCAAAGUGAAGAAUAUAGACCUUAAAUUCAAAAUCAUUGUCACAGCAUACAAAGACCUUCCUCAUGCUGUUCAGGAGACAUUCAAACGUGUUUUGAUCAGAGAAGAGGAGUAUGAUUCCAUUAUUGUAUUUUACAAUUCAGUCUUCAUGCAGAGACUGAAAACAAAUAUUUUGCAGUACGCUUCCACCAGGCCCCCUACCUUGUCACCGAUUCCUCACAUUCCUCGAAGCCCUUACAAGUUUUCUAGUUCACCUUUACGGAUUCCGGGGGGGAACAUCUAUAUAUCACCCCUAAAGAAUCCAUAUAAAAUUUCAGAAGGUCUGCCUACACCAACAAAAAUGACUCCAAGAUCAAGAAUUUUAGUAUCAAUCGGUGAAUCAUUUGGGACUUCAGAGAAGUUCCAGAAAAUAAAUCAAAUGGUGUGUAACAGCGACCGUGUGCUCAAAAGAAGUGCUGAAGGAAGCAACCCUCCUAAACCACUGAAAAAACUGCGCUUUGACAUCGAGGGAUCUGAUGAAGCAGACGGAAGUAAACAUCUCCCAGGGGAAUCCAAAUUUCAACAGAAACUGGCAGAAAUGACAUCUACUCGAACACGAAUGCAAAAGCAGAAAAUGAAUGAGAGCAUGGAUACGUCAAACAGGGAAGAAAAGUGAGGACCCCACAACCUUGGUGGGCACGCCAUGCACAUCCAGCUUCGUUGUCUUUGUCUCCUACAGAUCUGACUGUAGGACUCUCCCAGGUUCUGUUUACAGCACAGUUAGUGAAGAAGAUAACAUAUCUUUGUGCGGAUAGCACAGCUGAGUAUUUGUGCAGGGGAUUCCUAAGCCACUGGCAGCAUUGUAGUCACUAGAACACGCGUUGUUAUUGUACAGGAUUGAAAAUCUUGUGUCUGUUGAUCAAAUCUUAUGUCAAUCCUGCCAUUGAAAAAGCUGUACCAGAUGUUUCUAUUUCCAAAGUACAGUAAGGCCCCUACAUACGAACCUUCAAGAUGCGAACUUUCAAAGAUGUGAACAGUUGAGUCCAGUGAGGAACCAGAACCUGUGCCGUCAAUAUCAGGCAUGAAGUUGCAGCUCGCCUUGCGUCUCCUGUUGCUGAUGGUCCUUCCGCUCUGCCGCCUCCCUCCGCCUGUCCCUUCUCCACCAGUAACCUUCUUGCUGUUCACCCAGUACCGCCUGUGUGCCAGGUGUCCUGUGCUACUGUAGUUUUCCAGGUACUGUACUGUGAGACCGAGAUGCUUUAUUUUUGUGUGUUUUUAAUGCAUUAUUUGUGUGAAAAGUAUUAUAAGCCUAUUAUAGUACAGCACUAUAUAGCCAAUGUGUUUGUUGGGUACUUAGGCUAACUUGGUUGGACUUAAGAACAAAUCAGACUUAAGAACACACUCUUGGAAUGGAACUCGUUGAUACGUAGGGGUCUUACUUAAUAAUUGCUCUGCUUUACAAACGGUGGCAGGAUCCCCCAGGAGUGAGUCUCACAACCUGUGCCUAUCUGAGUACUUUUGUCUUCUCUUGUGGCAUGUAUGAUGUUUGCUGUUAUUUUUCUUAAUUUAUAUUUAUUUUUUUAAUUUAACAUGAAUACCCUUAGAAAAUGCGUCUUGUCUUCCAAAUGCAAUUUGGCUGACUGCCCCCAUUCACCCAAAUGACCCUGAACUCUUGUGCUAAGACAGAUGCUAGAAACUUAGGAGAAAAUGACUGAUUUUUUUACACAUUAGAGUUUAGUUUACUAAUGGAAACUAAAUGGGUGUACUGUGUGUUUGUUUUAUAAAUUUUAGUUUUAAAAUGCAAACAGAAAGCAAAAGUAUAGACCUAUGAGAUAGUCAUACUACUGAUACAGGUUUCAUACCUCAGGACUUGUAAGAGUUUAUUGAUCCUUUUCUUUAUCCAACUCAUGCUUUAAAAAUAAAGAGUUAUUAAUAGUACUCUUGGUUUUAUACCAUUCAGAUCACUGAAUUCAUUAAGUACCUGUCUAGUACUUGGAAAAUAAAGUGUUCAACUAGAGCUUUGCUGUCGAGGACCUGGAUCCAGUACAUCCCCAGGACCCUUUCUGACGUUUCUGGGUCCCAAAGAAUCAAGAUACAAAGUAAUUUUACUCCACAGACAGACUGUUAACUAUAGGAGCCUUAAUUUUUUUUCUUAGAGAGUUUCCUAAUUGCAUCUCAGCAAUGAUUCUCCUCUCCUGAAUUUGGGAAGAGGUUUUUUUUUUUUUUUCUCCUGGAAGGGUACAUGUCUUCCAUGUAUCUUUUGAACUAGCAGUUGUCUUUUUUUUUUUUUUUUUAAUUCAGCAUGGUCUUACACUGGCACAUUCAAAGCCACAUUAUUUCUAGUCCACAGUGCAGGUGAUGAAAGGUCUUUGGGUUAGACAUUAAUGUUUCUCUCUCUGAUUUUGUGCAGAAGCUUCAAAUUAAAAUAGCUAUAGUAGAAAAAGAGGCGCUUUCCCCCUCCCCCUGACACCUAAAGGUGUAAUUUAAACUAUCUUGUGUGAUUAACUUAUUUAGAGAUGGUAUAAUUUAAAAUAGGUGGUAUUUAAGGUAGCAUCUACUAGCUUUUAGAAAAUUACUUUGUUUAAACUGAGAGUUCUUUUUAAAAAGAAAUCUGGUCUUAUUUGUUAGAAAGCAAAAUUUUAUUUUGUGCUCAAUUAAGUUGCAAACUUAAUUUUUUGACAGUUUUCUUGGUAACACAGGCACUAAAAAGCUUUAUCUCACUUCCUCAUUCAUUUUUGCAUGAAUAUCAUACAAAUCAGUUAGCUUUUAGGUCAAGGGCUUACCACAUUACUGGGUCUUUUGCUAAGUUCAUGUUAGAAUUAGUGUCAGAAUUUAAGGAACUUCAGAGAUUGUGUAUUGAGAUUUCUUACAUAAGACUUCAGAUACUGCUUUAUUGCUUUUUGUAUUGGUUAAAACUGUACAUUUGAAAUUGCUACAUUACUAUUUUCUACAAUUAACAAUAGUUUGUCUAUUUUUCAAUAAAUUAGUUAAGAGUC